Messenger RNA from Entrophospora candida, 268 nucleotides. The record is from the annotation of a GenBank genome assembly. NCBI's taxonomy places the organism in Eukaryota, Fungi, Glomeromycota, Glomeromycetes, Entrophosporales, Entrophosporaceae.
AUGGGAGCCUAUAGUAAAAGGGGAAUUUAAAGCUUCUUGCAAUGGAAAAACCAUUACUAUUCCACUUUCUGUUCAUAAACCUCAGCAAAAUGUUUUUAGCAAAUCUAGCAUCAAUAAUCAUAGAAAAAAUGAAAAUAACAGUGUUUCUACAGUUAAUGAAAAUGUUUUGACAGUGAUUAACAGCGUUUCAACAGUUAAUGAAAAUGUUUUAACAUCAAAUAACAGUGUUUUAAUGAAAAAUAAUAAUGUUCUUACAGUUCCUAUUUGA